AUGCUCAAUCAUGAAAACAUACUGCAGUUUGUUGCUGCCGACAUAUUCAGUAUGGAUUCAUUUACUCAAAUGAUACUGGUGACUGACUAUCAUCCACUUGGAUCGUUGUACGACUAUCUUCAACAAGAGCAAGCUCUGACCACUCAAGAAGCGCUACAGUUAGCUUACAGCUCCAUUUGCGGUAUCGAACAUCUUCACGCCUCCGUGAUAGGAACGGGUAGCCGGCGGAAGCCUCAAAUUGCCCAUCGCGACAUCAAAUCAAAGAAUAUCAUCGUCAAACGACCCGGAAUGUGUUGCAUGGCUGAUUUCGGGCUUGCAGUCAGAUUGUAA
Messenger RNA from Cooperia oncophora, 330 nucleotides. NCBI's taxonomy places the organism in Eukaryota, Metazoa, Nematoda, Chromadorea, Rhabditida, Trichostrongylidae. The record is from the annotation of a GenBank genome assembly.